GUACCUUUGUUCACGUGGGCCUUACUUCCUUGCCUUCCAUUUCAUGUCAUGCAUUGCUUAUUGGUUGAUCUAAUCUCAAUCUCAUCAUCAUCACCGCCGUCUUGGCUCUCUCUAUCAUUCUCUCUCUCUGAACCCUUCAGUGAGACACAACACACAAGCCAUAGUCCAUUGGUAAUGGUUAAUUAGUUAGUGAGUGAAAAAUGAAGUUUGGUUUGGACUUUGUUGGAGUUUGGACACCACUUUGGUUUUUGUUUGGUGGAAGCUUCAUAACUUAUGCCAGCUAAUCUCAUUCGCCCCAUUAAAUUAUUCUUUUGCUGAAAAGUCGUUUCUGUUUUCUUUUUGUGCUUUUCCUUCUUCCUAAUUAUUUUAAGAAACUCUGUCUCUGUCUGCUUCAAUCCACUUUGGCCCUCACUGGAAAAGUAGUAGUAGUGGUACUUAAACGCCAUUAAAAGUUAUGUGAUCUUUGGAAGUAUGAUACAGGUGGUGUGAGUGUGAUCUAUCUAUCUUGUAUCUACAACCCCUGGACUUUUGAUUACUCUUGUUUUCUUGCUUUGUUUUUGAUGAUUGGGCUUAUCAUAUAGGACUUAGGAGUUUGGACAAAGUACAAAAAGCAGAUAAAAUGAUGCCCUUACUGUGGAAAGGUGAGUGAGGUGGGAACUGAAGUUAAAAAGAGAAUCUGAAAGACAUGCCUCUGUCUUUGGGGGUUAUAUAGGGUUUUUGGCUGAGUAGCAAUUUGUUGUUGUUGCAACCAAUUUUUGAAGAAAAGAUGGGGGAGACAGCAGCUUCCAAUCCUGCUUUGCAAGUGUCUGUUUCAUUUGGUAGAUUUGAGAAUGAUUCCUUGUCUUGGGAGAAAUGGUCUGCUUUCUCACCAAACAAGUACUUGGAAGAAGUUGAGAAGUGCGCCACUCCUGGAUCAGUUGCUCAAAAGAAAGCUUACUUUGAAGCUCAUUACAAGAAUGUUGCGGCUCGGAAAGCCGAAUUGCUGGCUCAAGCGAAGCAGACGGAGAAAGAUUCUCCUAGAUCACAACAUCAAAAUGGGGAAGAUCUGAAUUGUAACACUUGUUGGACUGAUGCAGAAUGUGAUGAUACUCAAGGUUCUAGGGAAGGGGUUAAGGUUAAGCAAGAAACCAAUUCAAUUGGUGAGAUUGUUAGGACCGAUGAGAGUAAUUUGGAGGAGGAUGUUGCAGUUUCAAGAGAUUAUCAAGGUUCAUCUGUUGAAGGAGAGAAAGAGAAUGAAGAACUAGAAAGCAGAUCAGGUAGUUCCCAGAUAGAGAAACUUGAAGAAGUUGUCUGCAUUGAACAAGGGGAAAGUAAAGAAGAAAGUCGUAAUGUUGAAGCUGAAGAUGUUAAGGAAAUUCCACACAAUGUAAACAAAGAGCCUGCACAGGCUUCAGAAAUUGAAGCAAAAUAUGUGGCAUUGGAUCAUCCAAAGUUUGGACAGGUUACCCCUGUGAACAGAGAAAGCAAUGCGACAAAGACGAAGAAAAAAUCGAUGCUAUCCACAUCUAAGCCUAAGGCAUCCCAAUUUUCCACCCCUAGAAGUUCAAAUCCUACAACAACUCCCACCAAAACAUUGGCAUCUGCCUCUUCAACUAAAAGGGGAAAUUCUCCAUCAAUAUCUUGGAGGAAAAUUACUUCCACAGCAGAGAACAGAAAAGUUCCAAAUAAAUCUUUGCACAUGUCCCAUAGUUUGGCUCCUAGCCAACCAGAUCCUGCUCCACAUACUACAAUGAGGAAAUCUUUGAUUAUGGAGAAAAUGGGGGAUAAGGACAUAGUCAAACGAGCAUUCAAGACUUUUCAGAACAAUUUCAAUCAGCGAAAAACUUCUGCUGAAAACAAAUCUUUGGUUCCUUCAGAGGUGACAGAGACAAGGAAUCCAACAUCCAUAGCUUUGCGAAAGGAAAAUGGACAGUCACCUAAGGUUGACAGUAUGGAUAGAAAAAGUGCAAAUGCUGUUCGAACUGCUUUUGGCCUAAAAAGUGACGUUAGAGCAGAGAAAGGAAAAGAGUUUCCGAGAAAAAUAGAAGAGAAACUUAACGCAAAAGAGGUAGAAAGAAUGCAUCUUCAAUUGAAAUCGAAGGAGGAAAAGAUAAAACAUAAUACCAAAGCCACACCCUUGGCAGCUUUCCACCGGUGUCAGAAAGCAUCAAAAAGCCAUCCGGAAAAGGGGGAUGCUAAGAUUGAUAAAUGGAGGUAGCUUAAAAUCAAGAGAAAGUGAGGUUCAAUACGUCAGUGGGUGUGUAAGAUCUAUUUGUUCAGACUUCAGAGGAAAUGUUUAUGGCUACAACUCAAGUCACAUUAUGAUAUUUUAGUUUAGACUUUAGUCUGCAACAGGGUAAAAAUUAUCUAGUAAUAUAGGACUAUAGGAGUAUAUGAACAAUGUGAGAAGGAAGAGGAAGGAGUAAAGCAUCAGUUACUGAUAAUAAAAUUUCUUGUGAGAAAUAAUAUUGUACAAGUAUAAUAUGUCUAAUAUGAGAAAUGCAUGCAUUUCUAAUAAUUGGUUGCAUCA
Molecule: messenger RNA, 2509 nt
Organism: Glycine soja
Lineage: Eukaryota; Viridiplantae; Streptophyta; Magnoliopsida; Fabales; Fabaceae
Product: protein WVD2-like 7
Exons: 9
Coding region: 767-2197 (476 amino acids)
Source: RefSeq, a predicted model, not a curated record